This is a messenger RNA of Protomyces lactucae-debilis, 1081 nucleotides long. RefSeq names its product mitochondrial PGP phosphatase. The coding region runs from base 374 to 1000 and encodes 208 amino acids. The record is from RefSeq and is a predicted model, not a curated record. Lineage: Eukaryota; Fungi; Ascomycota; Taphrinomycetes; Taphrinales; Protomycetaceae. The transcript has a single exon. Gene Ontology annotation, molecular function: phosphatidylglycerophosphatase activity.
CCACUUCUACGCUGCUAAGGCGCCCGUCAAGUUCGCUACGUGGCUGGCUCCGGAUUACUACAAAUUCUUGGAUCCGCGCUUUGCGAGCUGGAACGAGGGGCAGCGAUGAAAGGUUCAGACAGACGACGAAGGUCUUUCUGAUCCUCUGAACUAGCAGUGUUCACCUCAAAUUUUGUUUGAAGCUUUGUUUCGUUUGAGAGCCCUCAAGACCUCUCAAAGAGACAGAUUAGACUAAUCUUCAUACUCAUGCCGGCUGGUCCGAAGCUAGAAUCAUCAUCUCUUUUAAGAGGGCUGGCGCUUGUGCUCAUCUGAAAAUCUGUCGACGGCAUCAAACGUCCAUGGCCAUGAAGUCUCGCUCUCGCCACCAUCAACGAUGAACUACUCGGCCAUCUCUUUGGGCUUGUCAUGUCUGUUCAACCCUUCUCAGCUAAGACCAAGUCUAGUUCUGCAAUGCUUCUCUCAAAUACCACAAGACAUACCUGCAGCACUUGCUUCACAUGCCAUUGUGGAUGAUUGUGCAAAAAGACGCUUCUCAGAUAUUCGUGCACUUGUACUGGAUAAGGACAAUUGUUUCGCAGAGCCUCACUCUCUUCAAGUCCAUGCUUCGUGCCAAUCUCGUUUCUCCUUACUCAAAGAACAGUAUCCAGGCGCAAGAUUGCUGAUUGUCAGCAAUACAACCGGUUGCUUGCCGAGCAAACGUAGCGGAGUCAAUGGGCCCUCCAAUGAUCUCUCUCAGCUCCAAGAGAACCUUGGAGGCCCACAUGUCUUGGUGCAUGAACAACGGAAACCUGGCUGUGGUGAUGAAGUGAUGGCAUAUCUACGAGAGCACGCCCAAGUUACCCAUCCCUCACAGGUGUGCGUGGUUGGCGACCGGCUCUUCACAGACAUAUUGAUGGCGAAUAGGAUGGGUGCCCACUCCAUCUGGCUACAACGCGGCGUGUUGGUGGAUACGGGAGCGUUCACGCGAUUUGAGAGGUUGGUAUUCCGUUUUCUACAGUAGAAAACGUCUACGUUGUACUUGUAGAAAGGACAAGAAAGCCUAUGUACAGAAGUAAGUCUUCACAAAAGACUGCCAACAAAU